Messenger RNA from Manihot esculenta (cassava), 1399 nucleotides. RefSeq lists its product as uncharacterized. The coding region runs from base 54 to 1091 and encodes 345 amino acids. Lineage: Eukaryota; Viridiplantae; Streptophyta; Magnoliopsida; Malpighiales; Euphorbiaceae. The record is from RefSeq and is a predicted model, not a curated record. The transcript is spliced from 2 exons.
CAUGCCUCCACUUUCUUUACUGGUGAUGGCAAAACCUCUCUAAUGCCAUAGCCAUGUCGAUGCCUAUCGCCACGCUCUCUUCUCCCGCCUUCAAAAUUCCAUCUCUUCAUCGCCUCAAUUAUCGAUUUCGUAACCAAACUGUUUCAUUUCGCUCUUCGUCGAUCAAAACCCUUCCCUUUAAUCCCCAACCCACCAGGAAAAGAUUUGGCCUUUUCUACUCUAGAAAUUUAGGUUUUUGCCUGAAUGCUUCAGAGAAUGGACAAGGAGAGAGGAAGACCAGCGUUGAUGAUGAUGCUGAAAGGUUGGCUCGUGGGGAGAGUACGAUGCCUGAUAGGUUCAGGCAUUUGACCAAAGAAGCGCCUGAUCCUCCUGUUAGAUGGCCAUGGUUUGUGGCUCUGGGUUUCCUCGUCUAUGCAUGGAGGGCAGUGUUAUUUGAACUAGGCAACUGGAAAAAGGGGGCACUUGCAGUUGUUAGUUUUGUGGGAUACCUUCUGAAACUUUUGUUGGCUGUCAUCUUCCAUUUCAUUGGGGAUCCAGUCACUUCUAUGAUCGGAUGCAUAGAGACUUUAAUAUAUAUAGUUCGGGCUUUCUAUUCUGGGAUAGUUGCUUAUGCUCCUAUCCCAGAAUUGACUAUGAUUAUUGUUCUUGCAUCUGCAGUUCUUGCCAUUGCCGAAGCUGCUGCUCCAGACUCUAUAGUUAGCCAACCAUAUCUUCUUACAAUGUCUGGCUUGGUUGGCUAUGCAGCUGUAAGGAACUACAUUUCUGAGCCAUUCUUCUGGACACUCCUACUGGGUUUUUAUGGUUUCUCUCGAUUAGUUAAAAAGAGAGAUCAUGUUACAUCUGCUUUGCCUGCCGCUGCUGUACUGGCUGCCAUUGGAGAACCCUGGGUUAGAGUUUUAGUGAUGCUUUCCUAUCUGGCUCUAGCUAUUUCUCACCAUUCAAGGAAGCUUUCCAAAGAAAAGGAAGAAGUUGAAGUUGUGGCAACAGGUCAAAGGGUUCCAGUACCACUGUUAUGUGCAGCCUUAGCCAUUGGAAUUCGUCUUGCUGCUAAGUGGGCUGGGUACCGGCACUUGACAUGGAUGAUAGUAUAAGGGUUGGGAAUUGUAUGGAAAUGAUAAGAUAUUACAAUUGGCUCAAUGUGCAAUACCUGUGGCGGUCUUCUGGUUUAUGCUUGGUAACUUUUGGUAGAUUUUCCUGUCCAGGUGUUGCACGUGUUUUGAAUAAGUGUAACAAUUGCAAAAGCUCAGGGGAUAAAGAUAGUAUUGUGUAUUCCAAAAAAUGGUAAAUUAGGUUGAAGCUCUUAGAAUAUUUUGUUUAUUGUUUGUUGAGCUAGCUAGCUUCACAGCAACAUAAAUUCUUUGUUCAGAAUUAUGCUAUAAAAUGUUUAGCAAUUCGAUUA